GGUAGACGUCAAAAUAAGUUAGGUUAGAAAACCCAAAUUUCACAGUGACAUACUCAAAUUUUGUAAACAAGAGAGAUAAAAAUAUUUAAUAAAUAUCGCUUACUAUUCCCGAAAUAUAUUGAGAAGAAAUGUCUGGAUCUAGUGUAGUAGUUUUAACGCCUAAUGGUCGUAGGCAGACUGUGAAAUGUACCCCAAACACGACUAUUUUGCAAAUUAUCGAGGAAGUUUGCAAGAAGCAAGGGUUUAAUCCCAUCGAAUACGACAUAAAACACCAUAAUAAAGUCCUGGAUACAACAGCUACAUUUCGUUUUUCCGGUUUACCUAAUAACGCGCAAUUAGAACUUGCUACGGCUCUAAAAAACCGGAUUGAAAGUGAUAUAACUUUAGCCGUAAAUUUAGAGAACGGCUCGAGAAUUACGGAAACGUUUAGACCGAAUGAUACUCUGCUUAAUAUUUUAAACCAAGUUUGUCCAGAGAAUUCUACUCCUGAUAAAAAUCCUGUGGUGAUAUACACAAGAAGAGAAAUAUACGGCAAAGAAUUGGAAAAUUGUACUUUAAGAAGUCUAGGACUAACAGGGGGAAGAGCUAUGAUACGAGUGUUAAAUAGAGACCCAGAUGCUCUUCAUCAGCAAGCUAAUGUAAGUGCACCACUACCAAGUAAACCGGUUGAAGAAAAACCAUAUAUAAGAAAGUUUCAACCGUUGGAGAAUGAGAAUAUAGCAAAAAACGGAACGGUGCCUGAAAAAACUGAAACUGCUCAAGAUAAAUCACAUGAUUAUGGAGUUGGUAGUAGAUUAGGAUCUAAUAAUGAAAAUAGAGAAGAUACUGGUACCAGUAUUAAACCUGAAAAAAAUAUCAAAAACACUACAGUAGACAUAUUAAAGCUGGCUAAAGAAAAAAGAAAAUCUCCAGAAACUAGUUCAAACAAGGAAAUUCAAAAAGAAAAGAAAAAAUUUAUAAACAAACAGCCAAAAAAGGAAGAAGCGCAAUCCAUGGACGUAGAUGAUGCUAAUACGGUAACUCCACAGUGUAUCCCUCAAAAAAGCAUAGAGGAGGAAUUUCUGUUUUGUGGAAAAAGAAAUGGAAUGAUAUUUUCUUUAGAAUCAGCAAAUUCAGUCCCAAGUGAAGACUUGCCAGAUGAUUUUUUCGAACUUACCAUAGAUGAUGCUAAAAAGAUUCUUAGAGAUGUCAAAAGAAAAAGAUUUGAGAUGGAAAAUCAAAUGUUGAAGACAUCUCAAUUGAGAAGCUUUGAGGAAUCUAAAAAACAAUUGCGCCAACUUAACAAAUACAAGAAAACAAUUAUAAGGGUGCAGUUUCCUGAUAGAACGGUUAUACAGGGUACUUUUAAACCAACGGAAACGGUACAGGACGUUUUAGACUUUAUUAGGGACUAUUUAGAAGAUGCAAGUUUGGAUUUUUAUAUUUAUUCUACACCACCAAUAUGUAUUUUGAAGAAGGAAAGUAGGUUGAUAGAGGUGGGAUGUGUUCCUGGAGCUCUAUUAUAUUUUGGCAUUAAAGAGGAAAGGAAAGAUGGCUAUUUGAAAAGACAGUUUCAAACUAUGGUUACGACUAAUAGUGUAGCUAGUUUGGCUGCCGCUAGAAUAAGGCAAGACAAUACAAGAGCUACUCAGGAUGUUGCGGACGACGACGACUCAUAUAUGGAAGUAGUUGAUAACACGCCACCCGUAAAUUAUGGUGCCAGCACCAGUAGCGAUACACCAAACAACUUUGAAAGAAAGAUAGUGAGUUCAGAAAAUUUCCCAAAAUGGUUUAAACCCCUAUGAGAAUUUAUCGAUUUACAUUAGUCAGUUUUUUCUUUUGUCUCGACUUUAUACAAUUUACCGUGUGCAAAUAUAUAAAAUUAAGAAUUAAUUUAUGCUUUUUUAAUGGAGCUUUUGUUUGAUUAAAUUUAUUAGAUUUG
This is a messenger RNA of Sitophilus oryzae (rice weevil), 1921 nucleotides long. Its product is annotated as tether containing UBX domain for GLUT4. Lineage: Eukaryota; Metazoa; Arthropoda; Insecta; Coleoptera; Curculionidae. Gene Ontology annotation, molecular function: protein binding. The transcript is spliced from 8 exons. The coding region runs from base 129 to 1784 and encodes 551 amino acids. The record is from RefSeq and is a predicted model, not a curated record.